This is a messenger RNA of Saccharomyces eubayanus, 579 nucleotides long. RefSeq lists its product as uncharacterized. The transcript has a single exon. The coding region runs from base 1 to 579 and encodes 192 amino acids. NCBI's taxonomy places the organism in Eukaryota, Fungi, Ascomycota, Saccharomycetes, Saccharomycetales, Saccharomycetaceae. The record is from RefSeq and is a predicted model, not a curated record.
AUGGCACAGCUAUUCGCACCGUUUCGGGUUAAUUGCUUUCCCCUUUGGGAUAUUUUCUUUGUUUACGGUUUUCCGUAUUGGAGCAUUAUCAGAUCCCUGCAUUUUUAUUACGUCAUUGCCGCAAAAAGGCAUCCAUCAAGCCCUACUGUCACGUGUGUAGGGCUUGCAGAUUUUUUCGAGAUAGGGCUUGAAAACCCUAUGGAAGCCAAAAAAAAAGGAAAAAAAAAAGGAAAGCGAAAAACUCGCAGAUUGUUCUUUUUUUCUUUUUUUGGAGGUCAGUUUUCCUUACUCGAGAUCAAAGAAUGUUUUUGCACCGUAGCUAAAAAGGCUGAAUUUCCUUCCUGGCUCCAUUACAGACUGUCUAUUUGUGCUGCUUACGCAAUAUCGAACCCAACCCAAUCUUUGCAAAGCUUGCUUUCCUCAAUACAGAAGUACAUACGUAGACACCCUUCAAUAAUCAAGUCAAUUAAAAAUAAAGGUACAAAAUUAAAUCCGCUAAUUUCAUUUUUCGUGUUUGGCUAUAAUUAUCGAAAUAUUGAAAACAAACAACAAGAGACUAGCUUUAUAACCAAACGCUAG